AGUACAUCGACUAUCAUCCAAACCGUGCAUAAGAGUAGUUGUACCCAAGCAAAAUCCACAACAAAUUUGCAUGCACAGAACGAGCAGCCCUUAAUAAGGUUGUCAUGUUUUGUCUGCGCCAUACUUGUGACCACAUCUGCUAUGAUACCCGUAUUCUGAGCUUACCGGGACCUUAGUGCAGUCCGCAACUGCGAGCGAUGCUGUUCAUGUAGCCAAAGCAUCUCAUCAAGCCUUCAGACAAGCAGGUUGAUGUAAUCCGAGAAUUCCACUGGCAGCGCCGCAAGAAAUGCCGUACCGUUCAUAGCGCAGGGGCUGGCGCAUGUAUUUCUCGUCAUGUCACAAUCGUCACCCAACGGCGAGGGAUCGUCGACGGGCGAUCAUGGUUCUAUGGAUGAAGUUUCGCCGGCUGAGCCCAGCGGACCACAGCGUCCGGGCCGCUUUUAUGGCCCAGAUAGGACCUGGAAAAACUACACUCAACCAAUACGUGAAUUAGCUGCGACAUUGGUCCAAGCCGAUUGUGGCGAUCUCGGCAAGCACCUCUACAAUGCCCAUAUGCUGAAGAAGCGUGGCCAGUCCCUCACCCACGAUACUCGUUACCUGGCUCACGUACCUAAGAAUCUUUGGGUUGAUACUGUCGAAGACGAGAAGAUGCCAUUUCGACCGGCUCCUCGAUGGACAGCCUGGCCAAUGCGGCCAGACGAAGUACCACGACGCCGGGAAGUUUGGGGCGCGCCGACCUUCUGGCAUGAGGAUCAGUAUGAAGAAGAGAAGAGCGAGCUGGCAAUGUGGUAUCAUCGCGAACCUUGGCUCCCAAGCCGUCAUCUUCUCGAAGAGCUCGAAGCUCAAAUCCUUCGCCAAGCUCAACAAAAUUUACAGCAAAGGAGCACAAGUAGCGGAAAUGCUAAGAUAUCAAUAAAGACUACUCAAAUACGACCAGCGCAACUGUAUCGUACUGGCGAACACGGCGAGGCUUCAGCAGCUUCGGACACGGUCCUCUGGCAGGAUGGCUCGUCUUCCAUGAGCGACGACAGUUCCACAGACGAUGAUUCCGACGCCGAGGGAGAUGCUCUCACCAAAUCGGGGAACUCUGGCCACGCAGACGGGGCUGAAGUCUUUCAUCUACCUGCAUCAUUGCCGGAGCCAUCGAUCCUGCUUGACGACAGUCUCGCAGCAACCAUCGCCAGGCCGUCAUUGCGAGAGUGCUUGAAAAAGGUGAACUCUUUGCUGGAUGCAUUGCAUCGAAGUCGCAAAGGUUGCCGAGAGAGCUUUGCCCGCUGCAGAGAAGAACCUUUGAACCCUGACAGCGUAGUCAAUGAUAGGAAAAGGAGAAUUGGGGCCGAUCAAAGUAACCGUUCUCCCAGACGAACAAAGACAAGUUCAGCACUGUCUGGUGCGCGUCACUCAAAUCUGACGCGAUCGCAUCUCAAACCUCGGGAGCUGGCCUGUCGUGACUGGAGCGAAAUUUUGGCUUUAGCAGCCACGACCGGUUGGGACCAAUCGACAAUAGCCAGAACGGCGCAACGAUGUGCUAGCUUAUUCAGAGAGAAUAUGGAGCUGCGCUGUAUGCCUGAAUAUGGCGCGCCUCGAGCCAACGACAACUUAUUCAUCUUUGGGCCUAAUCAACGCAAAAAGGCUACAACUCAGAAUGCCACAAGUGGCGUUCCGUCUCUUAUAUCUAGCACUAUGGUGAAGAGUACUGUACUUGAGCGGAAUCAUCGUAGUAUAUUACCGGGGCUAGCAGGCGGAGAGCCUAAGCAGCGAUUAGAUAGGAGCGGUCUCUUAACUCCUGUUACUCUUCGAAUGCCUAACUCGCGGUUUUAACCUAUUUUAUAUAUUUACGUAUAUAUACUGUUUUCCUCC
Molecule: messenger RNA, 1860 nt
Organism: Dissoconium aciculare CBS 342.82
Lineage: Eukaryota; Fungi; Ascomycota; Dothideomycetes; Mycosphaerellales; Dissoconiaceae
Exons: 1
Coding region: 334-1821 (495 amino acids)
Source: RefSeq, a predicted model, not a curated record